Anopheles marshallii is the source of this 396-nucleotide messenger RNA. RefSeq names its product endocuticle structural glycoprotein SgAbd-5-like. The record is from RefSeq and is a predicted model, not a curated record. Gene Ontology annotation, molecular function: structural constituent of chitin-based larval cuticle. Gene Ontology annotation, cellular component: chitin-based extracellular matrix. NCBI's taxonomy places the organism in Eukaryota, Metazoa, Arthropoda, Insecta, Diptera, Culicidae. The coding region runs from base 1 to 396 and encodes 131 amino acids. The transcript has 2 exons.
AUGCAGCUGCACGUGACGGCUUUGGUUGCAGUAGCAGCGUUGAUUGGCACCACCGGGGCAGCUCCUGUUGAUCCCGUAGCCACACCGUACAUCGUGCAGUACGAGAACAACAAUGCACAGAACGAAGGAUACAGCUUUGAAUUCGAACUGAGUGACGAGCAGCGUCGGAAGGAGGAAGGUACGCUUCGGUACAGCAAGGACGACGAAGGUAAAGACGUACAGUUUGUUGCCGUCCAAGGACGCUACUCGUACGUCGGUGACGAUGGCCGUACCUACUGGGUGGAGUAUAUCGCAGACGAGAAUGGAUAUCGCGCCCGGAUGGGCACCGGCGACUAUGAUACCGAUCGCAAGCUAGACUUCUCCAGCAGCGAUCGCAAGAAUCGCCCCGUCGCUUAG